Messenger RNA from Juglans regia (Persian walnut), 4108 nucleotides. RefSeq names its product PH, RCC1 and FYVE domains-containing protein 1-like. Gene Ontology annotation, molecular function: metal ion binding. The transcript has 10 exons. The coding region runs from base 644 to 3742 and encodes 1032 amino acids. The record is from RefSeq and is a predicted model, not a curated record. Lineage: Eukaryota; Viridiplantae; Streptophyta; Magnoliopsida; Fagales; Juglandaceae.
GAGAGAGAGAGAGAGAGAGAGGCGCAGGUUACGGCGCACGUUAAUGAUCCUCAUAGCUCUGCUAAUUCGCGUUGAAAGGCAUGUACAUUGACAGAAUCCACGACGUUGAUGACCUCAGCGACACCGUAAUCUCCCCGGAUCGGAGCGCUGGAUUCCACAUUUUCUUUUUUGAACUCGGAUAGCCUAAUUUGUUCGAAAACGGUUAACAUUCGGCUAAUUUAUCUGAAAAUUCUCAAAGUGUAGGUUAGCUCAAUCGCCAUUGCGUAAAUCCGCGCUUAUCUGGGUUUCAAAUGGUGUUUUCAUGUCGAAAAUGCGCGAAAAUCCAAGAGUUUAAAGAAUUCGAUGGUGUUUAUGUGUUUUUAGGGUGCAUUCUGGAAAGCGUCUUGAGCUGUUUUGGAGCUCGGAAUAUCGUAGAAGCUCUGCAUUUGUGGUUUGGUUUGUGGUUGUUGUGGGACUUCUAAGCCUUUAGGCAGAGUUCACGGGCUGCGAUAUCCGGUUUUGAGACCAAUUUUCGGUUAUUUGUGUAGUGCGCUCGUACAUGGGACGAAGUCGCAAAGCGACUUAUCGUGUUCGAAAUAUUUGGGACUGCUGUUGAAAUGGGCAUUAGGUCUGUAACUCGGCAGCACCUGGAAUUGCAACUUGAAUGGCUGAUACACAGAGAGGUGGUCUCGCCGAGAAGGACGUCGAGCAGGCCAUUGCAGCACUUAAAAAAGGGGCACGCCUACUAAAGUAUGGACGCAGGGGGAAGCCAAAAUUCUGCCCAUUUCAGCUUUCUGAUGAUGAAUCUAUAUUGAUGUGGUACUCUGGAAAAGAAGAGAAACAACUUAAACUAAGUCAUGUUUCAAGGAUUAUUCCUGGACAGCGUACUGCAAUCUUUCAGCGGUAUCCUCAGCCUGAGAAGGAAUAUCAAUCAUUUUCACUUAUAUGCAAUGAUAGGUCCUUGGAUUUGAUUUGUAAAGACAAGGACGAAGCUGAAGUAUGGUUUGUUGGUUUUAAGGCAUUGAUUACUCGAGGGAACUACCAAAAACGGAGAAGCGAUUCAAGAUGUGACAGUGUAUCAUCAGAUAGUCCACAUGCUCGUACAGAAAGAAAUUCUCCAUCUAUUGCACCAUUUGAUUCAGGAGAUAAUGAAGGGGUUCCUUCUGAGAAUUUUCCACAAACUACAUUGGGAAAGGCAUUCGGUGACAUAAUAUCAUAUACUGCAGCCACUAAGGAAUACUAUCGACAUGAAUCAUUUGCCAAAUCCACAUUUUUAUUGGCAUCUGUAGACAACUCAAAUGGUCAAAGCUCAGUAGCAGAGACAUCUCGAGCUAGUUUAUCUAGUGUUGUGAGCUCAUCGAGCCAUGGAUCUGGUUAUAAUGAUUUAGGUGCCUCAGGUGAUGUUUUCAUUUGGGGAGAAGGUGUUGCUAAUGGAAUGCUCGGCGGUGGUGUGCAUAGAGUUGGGAGUUCAUAUAGUUGCAUGAUGGAUGCCCUUCUCCCCAAGGCAUUGGAAUCAAGAGUAGUUCUAGAUGUUCAUAAUAUUGCUUGUGGUGGCAGACAUGCUGUGCUAGUCACAAAACAAGGGGAGAUCUUUAGCUGGGGAGAGGAGUCAGGGGGCAGGCUUGGGCAUGGUUUAGAAGCAGAUGUUUCCCACCCAAAGCUCAUUGAUGCUCUUAAUGGCGUGAACAUUGAAUUUGUAGCAUGUGGGGAGUAUCACACUUGUGCUGUCACAAUUUCGGGGGAACUUUAUACAUGGGGUGAUGGUACUUGCAACUCUGGUCUGCUUGGGCUUGGGAGUGAAGUUAGUCAUUGGAUUCCUAAAAAAGUAAGUGGUCUCAUGGAUGAUAUACAUGUAUCACAUAUCGCUUGUGGACCUUGGCAUACAGCUUUUGUGACAUCAGCUGGCCAGUUGUUUACAUUUGGAGAUGGAUCUUUUGGUUCCCUAGGCCAUGGAGAUCAAAGUAGCACAAGUAUUCCCCGGGAAGUGGAAACUUUGAAAGGACAACGAAGUACUAAGGUUGCUUGUGGUGUUUGGCACACUGCUGCGGUUGUUGAACUGAAGAAUAAGUCAUCCGUUUCUGAAUGUUCUGGUCACUCUUCAUUUGGAAAGCUGUUCACCUGGGGGGAUGGAGAUAAAGGUCGACUUGGACAUGGUGACGAAGAACCUAGACUACUUCCUGAGUGUGUAACUGCAUUAGCUAAUGAAAGUAUCAGUCAAGUAGCCUGUGGUCAUAAUCUCACAGUUGUUCUGACAACCUCAGGACAAGUAUUCACAAUGGGUAGUAGUGCAUAUGGACAGCUGGGAAGUCCAGUAGCUGAUGGAAAAGCUCCCAGUCGCAUAGAAGGUAAAAUUGCUGAUAGUUUUAUUGAUGAGAUUGCCUGUGGUUCAUAUCAUGUUGCAGUUCUGACUUCUGAAACAGAGGUUUAUACUUGGGGAAAAGGAUCAAAUGGACAAUUAGGCCACGGUGACUAUGAUCAUAGAAAUACACCUACACUUGUCCAUUAUUUAAAGGAUAAGCAAGUAAAGAGUGUAGUGUGUGGUUCAAACUUUACAGCUGUUGUAUGUCUUCAUAAAUGGGUAUCUCGUGCUGACCAUUCUGUAUGCUCUGGUUGUCAUAAUGCUUUUGGCUUCAGAAGAAAACGUCACAACUGUUAUAAUUGUGGGUUAGUCUUUUGCAAAGCAUGCAGUAGCAGGAAAUCUUUGAAAGCUUCUUUAGCUCCUAAUAUGAACAAGCCAUAUCGAGUGUGUGAUGUUUGUUAUACAAAACUGAAGGCCAUGGAAUCUGGUUUUCCUCGGCAAACUCCUAAAGCCAAAAGUGCAAAUAUGUCUCUUAGAUAUAAUGAAAUGGACGAUAAAGAGAGUCAUGGUCCUAAACUACCGUCAAAACUCUCCAAAAGGUCAUCUUUUGGCUCAGGCAUUCAAUGGGAAAGUAAGAAUUCAAAGCCCAACAUGAAAGUGGAAUUGCAUGAUAGCCGUGUCUUCCCCACUCUGAAUGGAAAACUUCUGUUCGGUGGCAUGUGCUCUUCAAAAGCAUCACAUUCUCUUGUUGGAACUUCAAAGGGAGUGUUAUCAGUUUCCCUCCCUGACUCCGGAGAAGCCGGCACAGCUUCUCAAUCAACAUCUCCUGUUUCAGAAAACUCAAGCCCAGCUAGGUUUUCUGAAGAAAUUAUUGGCUAUUCCAAAAAUAGAAAUGAUAUUUUAAGUCAAGAAAUCAUCUUAAGGGCCCAGGUGGAAGAUCUUACGAGCAAAUCCCAACACCUUAAAGCUGAGCUUGAUAGAACAAUAAAACAGUUGAAAGAGGUCACUGCCAUUGCAGUAAAUGAAGCUGAAAAAUGCAAAUCUGCGAAUGAUGUUGUUGAGUCUCUUACUGCUCAGUUGAAGGAAGUGGCUGAAAGACGGAUGGAAGAAUUUUUUACUUGUGUUAAUUCUGGCUCCAUUAUUGCUGGAAACACCUCCAAUAUUCUAAACCAGCUCUCCAAUGUGCACCAUAAUGCAAACAGAGCCACUCCAGAGAGCAAUUCAAAUGGCAACUUGACAAACCGAACCUUUCCUACCGCAAGCAAGCCAGCUACUGAAAGAAAAGAGUGGGUGUUACAUGAUCAACCAGGGGUGUACAUAACUUUGUCCUCCUCAGGCGGGGGUACUGAACUGAAACGCGUUCGCUUCAGCCGGAAACAUUUCACAGCAGAACAAGCCGAGAAGUGGUGGGCCGAAAACGGGGCCAGAGUAUGUGAGCAAGUCAAUGCUCGUAGUUCAGAGUAAAAAGCAGAAGGCAAUAUAGCAUUCUCUGGAAGAAAAUCAAGCAUCAAGCACCAUACAUUAUCUUGCUUAUCAAAAAAAGAAAGAAGAUAAAGCAUCAUACAACUGUUUUCCAUGACCCUCUUCAGUGGAGUUUCAUCAAGGAACCAGGGUCGGAACCAGGUAGAGUAAUGAGACAUUAGGAAAUUCGGAACGUAGAAAAGAAAGUUUUACAAGAGAUAGAACAAACAGAAAAAUGAAAAUGAAUAUUGGGAAUUCAGAAUCUGGAGUUCUCAUUAAUCCUGGGGCCCUUAACCCUCUAGUUUUUUUUUUUUUAACAACCUUAACCCUCCAGUUAAGGAAUGUUGCAUUCUAUUGUAUAAUUUUUGU